AUGUCAAUUGAUUGGACAACGAAAGAAAAAAUUGUUUUAAUAUCUGAUAUACUUGAAUAUGGUGAUCAACUAGAAAGUUGGUCAUCAAUAUCAAAUGAUCUUUCAAGAACAUUUCAAACAAAUAUUAUUUUAUCACAAGCAAAAAGAGAAGGACGUUAUUCAAUUAAAAAUUGUAAACAAGAAUAUAAAUAUCUUGUUAAUCGUUAUAAAUCUCAAUGGAUUGAACAUGGAUCAUCAAAUAAUUUAAAAUUACCUUUAGCUAAAUAUAUUUGGAUACAAUUAAAAUCAAUUUAUCAAACUGAAUUAACACAACAAUUAAAUGAAAGUAGAAAAAAAUUAACUGAAUUUUGUCUUAGACUUGAAUCAGCAGUUAAUAUUAAAUCUAAUACAAUCGAACCAACACUUCCACCAUCAAUUACAGAGAUAACAACUCCUGUUGCUACUCCUCAACAAGAUGAACCACAAGAAGAAAAAACUCCAAUAAUUGAAAUUAUUUCUGAGCCAAUUAAAACAGAACCAGAUAUACUACCGAGUGAACCUAUAGAAUCAACUUUACCCAGUGAACCAGAUACUAUUCCUACAGUAUUCGAUGAUACAAAAGAACAAAUUACGACUCCUAUUCCUACAAUUAUUGAUGAAUCACUAAUAAAAGAAGAUGUAGAAAAUGAAAAUCCUAAUGAAACUAUUGUUAAUGAAAUUAAUUCUCAAGUUUCAUCUACAAAUUCACCAAAUCCAAAACAAAAUCUACCGAUUAUUGAAGAAGAUGUUUCAGAACAAACACAAAUAGAUUCUCCUUCCCAAAAUCCUUUAUUGGAUCAACAAUCAUCCAUAUCUCAAACACCAAUUUCUAUUCCUUCUUUAGCACCUUUAAUAAGUACAACAACAACAACAAUAACAACAAAACCAGAAUCAGUUUCAUCAUCAAGAUCAACAUCAAGAACAAGUUCUGAAACAAAACUAGAUACUGUUAAAAUAAUACCAACAACUACACAAAAAUAUCAUGUUUAUUUUUCUCCAAAAAAUUCUAUUAAUAAUAAUCUUAGUACAAAUAAAACAAAAAUAAAACGAAAAACAAUUGAUGAAAUAAAAGAUGAACAUGAAAUUGAAUCAACAAAUCAACCAGAUAUAUCUUCUUCAUCAACAGAACAAUCAAAAGUACAAUCAACAACUGCACCAAUUACUCGUCGUUCAAUAAGUACACGUUCAGUACCAAAUACUGCUGCUGAACAAGAAGAAGAAAAAUCAAGAAGAUUCUCAGCAAUGCUUUCUGAAAAUCCAAAUAGUUGGCAAUCACAAGCAAUGACUAUUAUUCAAUUUAUUCUCGCACAUAAACAAGGAUAUUUAUUUGAACAUGAAAUAACUGAAGAAAUUGCACCAAAAUAUCAUCAAUAUGUUCGACGUCCAAUAGCUCUUGAUACAAUUCGAAAAACACUUGAAUCUAAUGGAUAUCAAACAAAAGAAUAUUUUAAACGUGAUAUUUAUUUAAUGUUAUACAAUGCUAUGAAAUAUAAUCCACGUUAUCAUCAUGUUCAUCGAUCAGCUAAACAUAUUUUUAAUGUAACAGUUCCACUUUUCAAUUUAUCAGCACAAGAAAUUCAAGGACAAAUGGCAACAAAAAGUAAUAUAUCAUUACCGACUACGACGAAUGAUAGUCCACUUGCUAAACGAAAACGAACGAAAUGA
Rotaria sp. Silwood1 is the source of this 1683-nucleotide messenger RNA. The record is from the annotation of a GenBank genome assembly. NCBI's taxonomy places the organism in Eukaryota, Metazoa, Rotifera, Eurotatoria, Philodinida, Philodinidae.